This is a messenger RNA of Cucurbita moschata (crookneck pumpkin), 2627 nucleotides long. Its product is annotated as stromal 70 kDa heat shock-related protein, chloroplastic-like. Bases 211 to 2331 code for a protein of 706 amino acids. Gene Ontology annotation, biological process: cellular response to unfolded protein; protein refolding. Gene Ontology annotation, molecular function: ATP-dependent protein folding chaperone; ATP binding; heat shock protein binding. Gene Ontology annotation, cellular component: cytoplasm; chloroplast. The record is from RefSeq and is a predicted model, not a curated record. Lineage: Eukaryota; Viridiplantae; Streptophyta; Magnoliopsida; Cucurbitales; Cucurbitaceae. The transcript is spliced from 8 exons.
CACCUUUUCUUCCAAAACCCUUUCCUCCUCCUUUCUCUCCUUCCAUCACACCAAACUCAGUCUCCCCCCAAUUUCCUAGCAACCUCCAUUUUCAUUCUUCUUCCUCCCAAUUCUUUUCCAUUUCUUCUACAAUCCGCCUUUCCUCCUCCCCUUUUCAUUCUCAUUUUACCUCCUAAUUUUCUUCCCUUCUCCUCUGUAAUUUCCUUCUUAAUGGCUGCCUCCACCGCCCAGAUCCAUGGCCUGGGACCUUCUUCCUUCUCUCCGCCCUCCAUUCGAACCUCUAACCAUGUUUCUCCACGGACUGUGUUCUUCGGCCAAAAACUCCGCCAUUCUUCUGGUUUUCCUACCGCCACUUUUUUUAAGUUGAGGACCAAUUUUAGCCGUAGGACUUCGACUGUCAGGCCAUUGAAGGUCGUCAGUGAGAAAGUUGUGGGAAUCGACCUUGGCACCACCAACUCAGCAGUGGCGGCUAUGGAAGGUGGGAAGCCGACUAUUGUAACCAACGCCGAAGGCCAGAGGACGACUCCAUCGGUGGUGGCCUACACUAAGAACGGAGACAGGCUUGUGGGUCAAAUUGCGAAGCGACAGGCGGUAGUCAACCCUGAGAAUACUUUCUUUUCGGUGAAGAGGUUUAUUGGUAGAAAGAUGUCGGAGGUGGACGAGGAGUCGAAGCAGGUCUCCUACAGAGUAGUGCGCGACGAGAAUGGAAAUGUGAAGCUGGAAUGCCCCGCGAUUGGGAAACAAUUUGCCGCUGAAGAAAUUUCAGCUCAGGUCUUAAGGAAGCUGGUGGACGAUGCUUCGAAAUUUUUGAAUGAUAAAGUAACCAAGGCUGUGGUGACAGUGCCUGCCUACUUUAACGAUUCCCAAAGGACGGCCACAAAGGAUGCUGGUCGGAUUGCCGGUCUAGAAGUUUUGCGUAUUAUCAAUGAACCCACGGCUGCUUCAUUGGCAUAUGGAUUUGAAAAGAAGAGCAAUGAAACUAUCUUGGUGUUUGAUCUUGGUGGGGGCACUUUUGAUGUUUCAGUGCUUGAGGUGGGUGAUGGAGUGUUUGAAGUGCUAUCUACUUCGGGAGAUACGCAUUUGGGUGGCGAUGACUUCGACAAGAGAAUUGUGGACUGGCUCGCUGCAGAUUUCAAGAGGAAUGAGGGCAUAGAUUUGCUGAAAGAUAAACAGGCUCUUCAGCGGCUCACUGAGACAGCUGAGAAAGCGAAAAUGGAGCUGUCUUCUUUGACUCAGGCCAACAUUAGUCUGCCUUUCAUCACUGCCACGGCAGAUGGGCCCAAGCACAUUGAGACCACUGUUACAAGGGCCAAGUUUGAGGAAUUAUGCUCAGAUCUUCUUGAUAGGCUUAAGACUCCAGUGGAAAAUUCGUUGAGGGAUGCAAAGCUCGCGUUUAAAGAUAUUGACGAGAUAAUUCUUGUGGGUGGAUCAACACGUAUUCCGGCUGUUCAGGAACUUGUCAAGAAGUUGACUGGGAAGGAACCAAAUGUCACUGUCAAUCCUGACGAAGUUGUUGCUCUAGGUGCUGCUGUUCAGGCUGGUGUGUUGGCCGGAGAUGUUAGUGACAUUGUGCUGCUGGAUGUGAGUCCGCUAUCUUUGGGUCUUGAGACUCUAGGUGGUGUAAUGACUAAAAUUAUCCCAAGAAAUACUACACUUCCUACCUCCAAAUCAGAGGUCUUCUCUACAGCCGCUGAUGGACAGACCAGCGUUGAGAUUAAUGUUCUUCAAGGAGAACGAGAGUUUGUGAGAGAUAACAAAUCACUUGGUAGCUUCAGACUAGACGGUAUACCUCCUGCGCCACGUGGGGUUCCCCAAAUUGAAGUCAAAUUUGACAUUGAUGCCAAUGGAAUCCUGUCGGUUACUGCAAUAGACAAAGGCACAGGCAAGAAACAAGAUAUCACCAUUACUGGUGCUAGCACAUUGCCAAGUGAUGAGGUGGAGCGAAUGGUUAGCGAAGCGGAGAAGUUUGCAAUGGAGGACAAGGAGAAGAGAGAUGCUAUUGACACGAAGAACCAGGCUGAUUCAGUUGUGUACCAGACAGAGAAGCAACUGAAGGAGCUUGGAGACAAGGUGCCUGGGCCAGUGAAAGAGAAGGUGGAGUCAAAACUUGGGGAAUUGAAGGAAGCAAUUUCAGGUGGCUCAACCCCUGCCAUUAAGGAUGCUAUGGGUGCUCUAAACCAAGAGGUGAUGCAGCUCGGGCAAUCCUUGUACAAUCAGCCUGGUGCUACUGCUGGACCGAGCGCCGAAACCGAAUCAGGGCCAUCGGAAACAUCGGGCAAAGGAGGCCCUGAAGGAGAUGUUAUUGAUGCCGAUUUUACUGACAGCAAAUGAGGACAUUAAAAUUGGUCCCCUCUUCUGGAUAGAAAUUUUUGGGUUCUCGUGAGGCUCAGAUUUAUAUUGCAAUUUGAUUUUUGCGGGGCAGAUCGGAUUGGUGUGUUGGUUUAGUUGGGUGCAGAGGGUUUGUUAUUAGCCACUGCCCCAUGAUAUCAGUUUUAUAAAUUACGUGAUCUCUGUAAGAGAAGAAAAAUGCUUCUUUUACAAGGACUGCUAUCAGCUAAAAUUUGAGUGGCAGCUGUAACUUCCAAAAUUUUCCUUGCAGUUAAUUUCACGGUACAUGGCCACACUAA